Molecule: messenger RNA, 683 nt
Organism: Suncus etruscus (white-toothed pygmy shrew)
Lineage: Eukaryota; Metazoa; Chordata; Mammalia; Eulipotyphla; Soricidae
Product: EP300-interacting inhibitor of differentiation 2-like
Exons: 1
Coding region: 11-580 (189 amino acids)
Biological process (GO): negative regulation of DNA-templated transcription
Cellular component (GO): nucleoplasm
Molecular function (GO): transcription corepressor activity
Source: RefSeq, a predicted model, not a curated record
GCACGCCGAGAUGUCUGAGCUGCCCGCUGGCUGCAACGGCCCGCCGGAGGAGGUAGGCGGCGGGAGGCGGGAGCCGGCCCUGGCACUGCCAGAUCCGUUGGCGGAGGGAGCCGGGCCGCUGGGGGCUGCGGAGCCAGAUGCAUUGGCAGGAGCAGCGGGAGCAGGUCCGAUGGCGGCGGCCAGGGAUCCUGCCCGGGGCCCAGCGGAGCCCGCCGAGGAAGAAGCCCCGGAGCACCGCCGUCGGGUCCGCGCCGGCCUCGGUCCGAGCCGGGCAGCGCUGCCCUACCUGCGCCUCCGCCACCCCCUGAGCCUCCUGGGCAUCAACUACCAGCAGUUCCUGCGUCACUACCUGGUGAACUACCCGAUCACCCCCGGCCGCAUCCAGGCCCUGGAGGAGCGCCGCCGCCUGUUCGUCGAGGCCUGCCGGGCACGCGAGGCCGCCCUGGACGCCCACUACCAGCGCAACCCGCAGAGGAUGGACUUUGACAUCUUGAUGUUCACCAUCGCCCUCACCGCCUCCGAGGUCAUCAACCCCCUGAUCGAGGAACUGGGCUGCGACAAGUACAUCAGCAGGGAGUAGAUAUUGGGGGGCCGGGCCCCGAGCGGCCCUCCUGGCCACCUCCACAUCCAGGCAGUAUUGUUACAAUCUCUGUUUUUUACUGUUACUAUGAUUAUUCUUACUA